This is a messenger RNA of Effrenium voratum, 1864 nucleotides long. NCBI's taxonomy places the organism in Eukaryota, Dinophyceae, Suessiales, Symbiodiniaceae. The record is from the annotation of a GenBank genome assembly.
CAGAGGAAGAUUUAGAUCCAUAGCGUGAGAGCCAACAGAGAUAUCUAGUUUGACCUGGAAGGCGUGCAAGCACUGCCACCAUGGCAAGUGAAACUCCUGAGGCACAGGAGGAGCCGCAAGCUCCAACACACGAACCAUUCUCCAUGAAGUUACUGAGCACUGUGCAGGAGCACCGCAGCUUGAACGGCCUGAGGCACAACGACCACCUCAGGUACCGGCAGUACUGCAGCCGGCGACUACGUCGGCUCUACACGGGCUUGCGCUUCACGCACGGCAAGACCCGCUUCAAACAGGUGCCCUUCCCAGAGAACAUCGAGGAUGCAAAGUGGGUUUGUAUUCCUUUGGUUCAGACCGAGCGUGCCUGGGCAUUCGGAGUACAGCUGAAAGCCGACAACGCGGCAGCUUCUGCCGACAACUUGCGAUGGCGUCGCCACUCCGAACGAAAGUUUCGGAAGGCACAUUUUUAUGCCCAACACCUGGAGUCAGUUUGCAAAGUGCAUUUUGACCAGCGCACGCAGCUUGAAGCAGAGGCAUACGCGGCCUACAUUUCAGGAACAUGGCUUAAGGAGAGGGAGAACUGGGCUGAGGCAAAGACCAAAUUGGCACGCUGCAAGAAGCUCUGCGAGCACUUUCAGUUGGGUGCUGAUCAGGCGGAAGCUGCAGCUCUGCGAACUUAUCUCGAGGAGCUUGCUCCAAUGCUCCGAGAAUGCAGGUAUAACCUGGGGGAGGGUGAAGAGGAGGAGGAUGCGCUGAAAGUGGCAGCCGGCAAAAAGAUCGCACAGGAGAGGUCACCCUCCAGCCCCAAAAGUGCCUGCUGGGCUACGCUGAGCGAGGCGGUCCAGGGGGACAUGGUCUACCGCGGACAUCCAGUGUCCAUACCAUCCGACAAGAUCAGAUCCACGGUCAUGAGUUGCUUGGAGUCCGCCAAAGCAUUGCAGGCAGACACGGACUCUCAAGACGGUGGACCAGUUGCCACAGAAAAGUAUGGCGAGCUGUCCGUGAACUUUGGAGAUGUUCUCAAGGAUGUCCGUGGGGAGAUGAUGGCCGCGGGCGCCGAUGCUGACAUAGCUGAAUGGCGCAUUGCGGAGGCCUUCAUCAGAGAGGUCUCCAUUGGUCUGAGCGCCGAGCGGAACCUGAUGCUGCUCAGGGGGCAUUUGGCCAAGAUGGACGACAUAGAAGAUGUCAAUAGUAUCGACUCCCGCCGUCAUUGCCGACCGGAGGAGGGCAUGCGCUUUUGCGAGCUCGUCAAGGAGGAUCUCGCAGCUCUCACUGAGCUACCCGAAAGCUCAGGAGAAUUCGAGGCUGCGUUGACCGCCUACAAGAAGGUUAUCCAGGACUACAGAUGUUUGUACCUGGCCCUUUGCCACACAGCCAUUGGAAAGCUGCUGGAGGCAGCAGCCCUCCUGGAUUUGUUGUCCAACCGAAUCGAGGAGGCAGGCAACGAGGGUCCAUUGCCUCGCCUUCAGAAGCUCUUUCAGCAGAUGCAGGAGCCACUGCAGUCCCGAGUUGCUCGCUGGCGGUGUAGGGUUUUGGUGCUGUUGGCAAAGGCACACAAGAAGAAGCAGGAAUCCGAGGUGGAGGAGCCCACUGCAGCAGAGCAGACGAAGGCGAAGCAGGACCCACUUGCCACGUUCCCGCCGACAUUCCGGGACGUCCCGUGCAAGCCCCUGCUGUUUGACCUGGCCUUCCCGUGCAUCCAGCCUCCUAACCUGGACGAGAUCCUCCCCAAGAAACAGGAAGGCAAAGGUCGUCAAGCCGUGGCGGCUGUGGCUGGAGCACUCGGUGGCCUGGGCAGUCGGUUGGGCGGCUGGAUGGGAAGGAAGUAGAGAUUUGGUGUGGGACUGGCCCGACUGGCAGGAAAAAG